CUUUGAGUAUAAUCUUCUCUGGAGUACUGCGACUUCCAUUUGCCUUAAUUCUUUUGAUGCACCACCAGAAACAAAAUGACAUCGCACCGCGAGACUUUCUGGCGUGAGCCAUUGUUGCCGCCUGGAGGUGCUCCAAAAGCUUCCUCCACUUUUGCUGACAAAAAGGACGCUGAUGGCGAAACCGAGAAACCGGCGGCGCGGGAGCUCCUCAGCACUGGUCCAGACGGUGCCGUCGAAGUCCGGGUGAGAGUCAUAGCUGAGCUGCAAAAUAUGGAACAGAAAAUGGUCUUCACUUCCGUCUCCCGAGACACCACUCUCCGCAUGCUCGUGCAUGCCGUGUGGCACCGGCUUACCCACUCGGCCGCAGAAGUUGCGGUUGCCGCGGCUGUUCACACGCCGACUAAACAGAACCAUGCUGGAAGGAACAAUAAAGUCGAGCCUUCGGCGGAGGCGAGCCCGGACGACGAAGUAGCUGGCGCUCCCGAGCGCAAACGGUACAAGGAAGUCAAUGGUUUGCUCGACUGUUCAGCAGGACCUUGCGCUCUUCUACGAUUUCAACUGAAGCGUAUUAAAUUCCAGUCAUGCACUAAGACUGCUCGUUUCCUCUCGGAACUGAUCGUUCAAAAGAUUUGUGGCGCAACAUCCAAAGAGUGUCAUAAUUACAGGCGCAAGGAGGACACGCAGGAGGCGAACGCGGCUGCGGGGGGCCAAGCCUCGCGAGGUGCCACUACUGGAGGAGACCUUCCGAUGAAGGCACCAACGCACAGCAUGGAAAUCAAAGACCUCCUCGCCUCCAGCAGGAUUUUCGAAGCUGGGACCGAAAGUAACGGAACGUCCUCGAGGCUUGCGCAGGCAGCAGACGGGGUCUUCGAAAAUUCGCUUGCCAGAUGGAAGCAAAUGCUCGGAACCACCACCGGCGGUGAUAGUGCAGCUGCCGGCGCCAGAAGUCUUGUCGGGUUUCGAGUGUAUCACAAAAGGCACGUGGUCCUUCCGGGCAGCGUAGUCGGGCAUGUUAUUCGCGAAAAACGAACUCCAGCUUUGGAUAAGGAUACUACGUCAACAGCAGCAGAAGGCAUCGAUUUGGAAGUAGAGGUUCUGACGAAGGGCCACGCGGGUGCGAAAGAAACUGAGGAGCGAGCAGCUUUUCCUGACGAAGAAAAAGACUUCUUCUUCCUGCACGGGUUCGAGCCAGAUACUAUCAAAUACAUUAGGCCUGUGGAUAAUUCCUCUACUAGUACCGAGAAAACAACGGUUUCGACGACGCACACGCAGCAUAAAAAGACAACUUCGAAAGAGAAAGAUCUCAAACUCGCCGAUGUGGACAAAAAGCCGUCGGUGCUGAGCAAGAUCCGCUGUUUCGUUUUCGAUAUGGACGAUACGUUGCUGGAGUCCGAGCGGUGGAAGCGCGACAUUUUCUUCUUUGUGAUGCGCGACGUGGUCGCCCCGAAAUUGCUCGAGCGGUUUAUGGCGUUCUCAACUGUUACAUUCUCAGCUGUUACAUGGAUUUGUCAUGCAAAACCAGCAAUAGGGAAAGGGGAAAGCUUGCAAGUCUUGCAUCACAAAUUUGGCACGGAUUUAGAUGCUGUUUCGCCAUUCGAUGAUUUGUCAUUCGAAGCAGCUUGAUCGUCUUGCGGAUCAUGGUCAUUUUGCAUGACAAAUCAUGUAACAGUUGAGAAUGUAACAUUUGAGAGCGCCAUACGGUUUCAGAACAACGGACCCUUGCCAAACGCCACCAGUGUAGCCGACUUUGGGGACCUCGCCUACCCCACCGACCGGAACUCGCUCGAUCUGGAGUCCAACUCCCGAUUAGUGUACAAGGCUGAGAAGCGUGCCUCUGACGGUGGAGGGGCGAACAGCAAUAAGAUCUCGAACAGUCAAGACAAAGUGAAGAAAACGAACAGCUUCAGCUCUGCCCCACUGUCCCGCAGUCAAGCGGCGUUCCAAGAACAAAUUUACCUCAUUCUUCACGACCUGAUGGAGCACAUCCGCACCACGAUGCCCGGCGACCGCUACACCUUCUUCAACGAAAUCGCACGAAUUCUGAACAAGGUGCACUUUUUCAACCACUUUGAACUUCUGUGCGAGUCGAUUUUACGCGGCCCGGCAAAUAAGAAGAACGCUACCGAGGAGGAGCUGAAGAGGAUGAGAAAUCUCCAAUUUCUGUUAACCCCGCGGUCCCCCUGCGAUUUGAAGGAGGACGGCGACGAGUUUCAGCUCUUCGAUGGCCCUAGUCUCGCCAACGAGUACAGCAGAAUCUACCUGGAAGUGAUGACGGACGGGCGUGCGCAGGAAAUUCCGGGGGCGACAGAACUGCUGCAGUAUCUGGCGGAAAUGGAAAGGAAGAGGAAAGAAAAACAAGCAAGCCUGCCUGAAGAUGAACAGCCGAUAAAGAUCUACGUCUCUUCUCUGACCCCAGAAUCGGAUCUGCAGAAAAUGGUAACCAUGUACCAGAACGGCCGUUGGGCUAAAAUCCUGGACGGGUGCUUUGGAAAACUCCCGCUCGCAACGAGUAAGGACGUGGUGAAUAUGAAAAUUGUGAACCUACUACACAUCCAAGAGCUAGAAAAGACUGCAAGUAAAAAUAGCCCUCUUGCCACCGACGAGAUUGUCAUGGUUGGGGAUAGCGAUUCGGAUCUGUUAGGUGCUAGGGAAUUCGGCUGUCAUUUCAUCGGCGUGGGGCCAUACCAAAUGUAAAAAUGUCUGGGUCUGGAAACUUGUGAUGCUGGGUGGCAUAUCAUGAGGAAGCCACAAGUGCUGGCUCAGCAUGAGAAGUUUCUGAGCUUCUAGGUGUUGCCUAUUCUGCAUGACAAACUGCGUUUCUGCAUGACAGAAAAGUGGCGCUCUUGGGUAACGUGCAUGACAGAUUUGAGAGCCAUGCCAGACACGCAUGACAAACAUGGACUCUUCCAGACCCAGACAUUUUUACAUUUGAUAGGCCAAAGCUGCUCGCGAAAAGCAAGCUCGUUACUGAGGAAAUGCUGCACAGAGACUGCCACGACGUUUUGCGAACGCUGAAAGCACUGGAUAUCCCGUGAAAAUGAGGAAAAGAAGGAAAAGUCUCACGAU
Molecule: messenger RNA, 3066 nt
Organism: Amoebophrya sp. A120
Lineage: Eukaryota; Dinophyceae; Syndiniales; Amoebophryaceae
Source: the annotation of a GenBank genome assembly